AGUGCAGUGUAGUCAGAGUAGAGUACAACAUGUGCAUAUGCACGCGAUGGGCGAAUGUUUACAUCGGCUCAGCUUGCUCACUCUACAAGCGAUCUGAUUGGCUGUUGACGGCUGUUGACAAAUCCUACGUUCUAAUGCGGACGCCCGCUAAUUUGCGGAAGAACCGUCCGUGAUUUGAGCUCAAGAUCGCUUGGGCCUCUGUUUCCAUGGAAGUUGGCAAUUUUUGCACACGACCCUUACGUUCUACGUCGUACGACGCUGGGCGAAAACCAGCUACUAUCUUAUUUUGAGGGAUAUUAAUUUUAUCCACUUCUGCGUUCACGUAUAUUGAAGCUCCCGAAAUUCUGCAUUUUUAAGAGCGCCCUCUUUCGUUUCAAUUAAGAAAGCAAUUAGCAGUGCAGCAGUUCGCGUAUCGAUGGUGAAGGGAAGCCAUACGCCCGGCCUGGCAGAUGUUUGUCAACAUUAUUUUAUCUAUUUCUCCCGUUCCUCAACCAGGAUGAUUGAUAUUUAUGUUUGGUAAUUUUGCAUGGGAAUCUGAUGUCAUGAUAUCUCCAAUAAUCCAAGGUCUAAAAAAUGGACGAUCUUGCAUGGAGAACAGAAGAUAAUUGAAUGAGAUCCAAUUUGAAAGAAAGGGAGAAAAGGACAUCCGGAUUGCUGUCUUCAAAGUACUACCAGUUAGAUAUAAUUGAUUCACUGGAAAGGAUAAAAAAGUGUCUCUUAAUGCCCAGUUCAUCCACUUUGCUUCCUGUCUGUAAUGGAAUAAGUUGGAAAGGAAACGACUACAAGAAUUAUGAAUAUUGUACUUAACUUGACCCACGCCCAUUGGAAAUGUAAUCAUAGUCUGGACUUAUCAGCAUAAUUUAUGAGGUUUAGUGCGGGUCAGUGUCCAGUUCGAGAUGGCAAGUGAAUUUGUAGCAUGAGUAAGACUACAAUACCAUCACCCCAUUCAGAGUGAUUCUUAAUCAAAUUUAGAUAACCCCUGCUGACGGAGGCUAAAUUGUGGCGGUGCGGGCACCCAUCGCUUUCCAGCGGAUUCUAUUCAAAUUGGGCUGUCCUCUCAUCCUUGGAAUCCUCGCAAGAAGUUUAUUUGAAUUUCAGCGAUAUGGAAGCAAAGGUCUGAUAUUUAGUGCACGUACAUGUAUGUACCCAACCUGCCUGGAAUACCCUACAUGUAUCCAAUUUAUCUCCUAUUGCAUGAGGAUUUUUUAAAAGAUGAAUAGGCCACGGAGUGCUCAAUAAAACGUUGCAUUGCUCCAUAAACCGGAAAUAUCUACAUCUCACGUUGGAGAUCAGCAAUUUGUGUUUCAUCAAUUUGUGCUCGAAAAGGAUUGUGUUUUGAGAUGGGACAAGCCUGGCUAUGAUGGGAUGAGAGAUGUGCAUUGCUACUAAACUGAGCUCUCUCUCUCUCUCCUCACUUCAGCUAAUGGGUGCUGUGGAGCGUUUGAUUAGAGAGAUGUAACAAUGUGCGGAGAAGGCUGUGAUUACCGAUGAAUGAUGACAGCAUAUCUUGACGAUUCAAUCCCAAGGGAACGCAGCUAUUGCCGUGCAUGACAUCAUCCGAAGAAAGCAAUACUUUAAUCGUCAGAUGAAAAUCUUUGGUACCCUAGUGAUUACCCGUAGAAAUUAGCCAUUAAUGCAAUGCACUUGCAUAAUUCAGAUUUGUACACGUAUGGUGAACUAAGCAAUGCAUAAAUUUGCAUUUCAGGAUUUUUAUCAAUAAACUUGCUGCAAUUGCAAGAGGAUGCAUCAUACAAAUAAUAUUUACUGAAAUGACUAUUUAUCUUGGCCGAUGAUUAGAUGCUCGUUAUGGAUCCUGAUGGUGCUAGAGAUAACUUCCUCACCCGUCUCAACAAAUCCCUUGAAGUUGGGUGGCAGUGUAAACUCAACCAAGAUGGUCGUCUCUACUAUUUGAAUCACAACAAUGAAACAUCACAUUGGAUUCCCCCUCGUUCUAAUUGGUGUCAGGUUGGGGAUCUCCCGUAUGGAUGGGAGAGCGCUCGUGAUAAGAAUGGAAAAGAAUAUUACGUCAAUCACAGGACAUGCAUAACAACAAGAGAAGACCCUUUUGACCUGGAGGAAGCGCCCCCUGAACAGAGGGAUGUGGUCCUGGUCAGGGAUGCCGCCCUGGGGUUCGGUUUCAUCGCGGGCAGCGAGAGGCCGGUCGUCAUACGAUCCGUCACCGAAGGUGGACCCUCAAUUGGUAAACUGCUUCCUGGUGAUGAGAUACUGAAAGUGAAUGGAGAGGAUGUUAAGAACAGUGAUCGUCAGUACAUCAUUGAUAAGAUCAGAUACUCAACGGAUGAAAUUGCUCUUUCUGUUAUUCAGCCCUACAUCGACAAAACGGGCCUGAAGUCAUCGUUCCUGAGCGCUACCAAGAAGCAGAAGCUGAAAGCCAAGCCCCCUCGUGUACGAUUUGCUGACAAUGUCAACACGUUUCCUUCCAGUACGCCAAAGAUGCCGCCCAGUCUGGUGUACUUACCAAAUGUCCUCAAGGUGUACCUAGAGAAUGGCCAAACCAAAUCGUUCAAGUAUGAUGACUCCACGACUGUUAAGGAGGUGCUGGUCAAUCUGAAGGAGAAGCUGGGACUCAAAAGCCUGGAAUACUUCUCAUUGGUCGUCGAGGAUGUGCGAGUUUUGUCACAACAUAAAUUCAUUAUCCUUCAAGAACAUGAGGCCCUCAGACAGAUUGCAGAGAGACCGGGUAGUCAGAACUGGAAGUGCCACCUCAGGAUAACCUACAUUCCUUGUGAUGCCUAUGAUCUGCUCAAUGAAGAUACCCAGGCCUUUGAAUACUUCUACCAGCAGUGCUGCAAUGAUGUCAUUGAGGAGAGGUAUUCCUCAGAGAUGAAACCAGAGAUGGCGAUGCGGCUAGCUUCCCUUCAUAUUCACCAGCAUUACUUAGCCAGCAAGCAAUCCACCAAAGUCAAUCUCAAAGUCAUUGAGAAAGAAGACGGCCUUGAUAUAUUUCUACCCAGGAACAUUCUAUCUCAAUGGAAAGCCAAAGAACUCAGGAAGAUGAUCUCACAGUACAUGAAGCAGAACCAAAACCUAACUGCCCCGGGACAGAAGCAUCUGACGGAAUUGCAGGCCAAACUACACUACCUCAAGAUCUUUGGAACUCUUAAAUCAGUCGGGACCAGGACAUUCCACACAACUUUACUGGAUUUUCCUGAUAUAAACCAGCAGUCCGAUGCUACCGUGAUCAUAGGACCGCACUGUGACAUCAGCCUGCUGGCGAAGACCGGUGAUCGGGCCCCGGUCCUGGAAUUCAAUCAAGUGACCCGGAUUCUUCUGACCGUGGAGUGCGGGACCGAGGAAGGGGUUCACAGACUGGAGCUGCAUCAGAAAAGUGGACAGCCUAUUGUGUUCCUGAUGCCAAGCGAAGAUGCCCAACAGAUGGCAUCCUUUAUCAACGGCUACUAUAGGCUAUUGGUGAACAGGAAUAGAACCCUGCUGACAGAAACUAGUAUAUGGCUGCCCCCUGCAAAAGCAGAAGCUCCUCCAUACUAUGGGAAACACCACGUAUCUAUCGCCAGAUGGAACUACCCUGAUGACAUUGUGUCAGAGGUCGUAACGGAAGAGACCGAUAACGUUGAUUCAUCUGAGUUUGAGAAGGCACCGAAGAGAAGGAAAACGAAAGAAGGGGAGCAGUGGGUUGACCUUUCAGCAGGACCCCCUGCAUAUGAAGCUGAUCCAAACUAUAAUAGAAACUUGACCAAGAGUGAUCGACUUCAAAACAUACCUGAAUCUGCAGAGGAACAUGAUAAUGAUGAAAAUGCUGGUGAAACUGUUCAUGCGGAAGAUGAGACAGAUACGGCAGAGCCUGAGGUAUCGCCAUCCGCGCUGGACGACUCCUCUCCUCUUUCAGAAGACAGCCAGUUCUCUGAGGAGAAGGCCGACAGCGAAAAAGAGGAGGAGAUUCUGUCCCUCUUGAGUAGUGGAACCUCAAGUCCCGAGAGUGAUGGUAGCCUCUCUAUCUCUAGUGGUGCUUCUGCAAUUGACAGUAACAGGAAAAAUGAAACAAAACCAAAAAAGUUUGGGAAUGCCAAGAAGAGAGACAGGUCGCUCACAGAAGGAAUCAGUAAAAAGAUCUUUAGAUCGAUCACCGGCAUGAAGUUCAAUGUGAAAGACACUGUGGCAUCCAAUGACUCUGAAAAUGUAACUGCCACUGAAGUGAAAUUUAUUAGCUCAUCUCCUAGCCCGGAUAGAAGUCUGGAAAGUGAAAGCGAUUCAUUGCAUUCUGUUGAAGAUAAUCCUAUGAUGGAAGAAGGUAACGAGGAAAGGCCAAACUCCAGAUUAAGAGCAAGGGAUUCCAUUUUGAUACAGCACCGGAAGAUUAGUCCCAGGUUGCAAAGACGUAGGGAUAGUGAAGAUAGUCAAGGGUCUUCUGAGGACACAGUGGAUCACUCUAAGAGCUUUGACAGUGACAUUAUUGAUUUGACAAACAUUGGCGAUUUUGAUUUUGAUUCAGACCUUUCACCCUCAAAGAGUUAUGAUGCCUAUGAAGAUGUCUUUUUGGAUGAUGUGGACUCAAGUGGAGUCCAUAAAGUGGAGUUCCACGUCGGUUCUGAGGCUGAUGAUAUAUCUCCUAGUGUUGAAGAUGACAGUGACUUGCUACCCUUGGGAAAUGAAAGCGAUGUCGAACUGGACUUACCAGGAUUCAAUGAUGAUGAUGGUGAUGAAGUUGAGAAGGAAGGGAGUGAGAUGGAUGAUCAGAGAGCAGAUAAGCAGGAAGAGGAGGGAGAUGAUGAAGAUGAUAUACCAGUAUCAGUCAUAGAUACAAGCUCUCCAGAAUCUUUGUUAACAUCACCAAUGGAAACCUCUGAUGAAGCACAUGGCAUGCAGAUAGCAGCCCUGGUGGCACUAAAUGCCAGUCUUGAAGAACCUAAGGAGUCGCUCCAAGCAUCGGCAAGGAGUCCUGAUAACGAAUGCGAGUCAGACUCUGGAAAUGAGACGAUUUCUUCGGAGAUUGACACAAAUAAUACAGAGCAUGCCAGCAUUUUCCAGUCACCUAGAGACUAUGCACCAUUUGAUACUCCAUCAAGUUUGAAUCAUUCAGUAGUUUUAGUGGAGCCUGAAUUGAACAGUACUAUUUCCCUCAAGGAUGAGGAGACCCAUGAGCAGUACGGUUGUGCAGCGGGCUGUGCAACUAGCUCAGAUACUGAAAGUACUUCGACCCUGCACGGUAGCAGUCCAAACCUUAGUGCUAUUGAUGUUCAUUUGGGAGAGGACAGGGCCCCUUCAGUACAGCAUCAGAGCAUUGAUGAUGUCCUCCCUUCACUUGCAGCAACGGAAACAAGUGCAGGGAUAGGGGGCUAUGUGGACGACAUUGAGGCGCUCAUCGCUACUUUAGUUGUGCAACCUCCCCCGCUUAUGGAUAGUGGAGAGAUUGAUGAAGAACUUCUUCAGGCUAUCCUCCCACCUCCACCAUUAGAAGGGUUCGAUGAAGGUACUAUAGAUAAUGUGUUACCAAAGAUGAGUCUGGGAGACAGUAUUGAUGAAGGUGACAAGAGCAAGAUAGACAUGCUCACAGACAAGUCAAAUGAAGGUGUUGCUCAAGAAGUAGAAGCCCCCGGGGAACUCGCAACUUUACUGGGUUUGUUAAAAAUGCCUUCAUCAGAUGAACAGGAUGCACCAGAAGUACUUGAUACCAGUGUUCAAUCCAACGCAGAGAUAAACCUGAGCUUAUCACUUCCUGAUUUGAAAGACUCUGAACAAAUAGAGGAAGGGGAUAUUGUCCUUCCAAGCAAUGGAUAUGAUAAUGACCAGGACAAAGGCCUUGAGUCAGAUAUAGGAGACCUUGAGGAAGAAGCUGGUCUUAAAGAACUCUUAGAGCUCACCUUGUCAAAUGCCUUGAGUGAUAUUCAUCGUACAGAACAAGGCAAGUCUGUUGAAGAAGAGACUCCUGAAGAUCUGACCCAUUUGGAAUUCGAUAAUGGUGAGGAUUUAACGAAUGAGAUUGGGAACUGUAAUGAAGCCGAAGAAAGUGAAGAUGAUGUUACUCCAAGGCUUGCUUGCUCAAGUCUAGAUCAUGCUGGAAGUGAUGAGGAUGAAGAGGUUCAAUAUGAUAGUUACGGGUGUUUGAGAGGCCAUGGUUCUCCAGAGCACAAGGUUGCAAGCAUCCUAGAUGCUAUAAUUUCCAACGGCAUAUCUCCAAGUGCAUCAAGCUCAUCAAACCUAUCGACCCCUAGUUAUGACAGACCGUUGAAUUCUCCUCUCGACUUGGACUCAAAGCCUCGCGGUAUUCAACAGAGCAAGCUGCAGGGGAGUGUGGACAGUGGAUUCCACCAGCCAGACCAAGACCAGAUUUCAGUGACCUCCCCAUCUGAAACAUCUUUAGCUGGUGUAGAAAACCAUUUCUCUGGAGUCUUAGAUGCUCAAAGUACAGCCAAUGUUAACACAGGAAAUGGGCCUGAAGUUCAGGCAUGCCUAGAAAGUAUUAUAUCAAUGGUGGAUGAAAGUGAACCACAGAAGCCUGCAGUCAGACCAAAGAUAAUGGGUGGCAAGCCGAGUGUACCUCCCAAACCGCCUAAACCUGCAAGGCCCAAGGAUCUUCAACUCAAGCUGAAGAAUCCUGCUCCUCAGCCACCCCAGCCACCUCCUCGGAGGCGGUACAAAGCUCCAAGUAUUGCAGCCAAAGCUUCCAGGUUUGAAAGCACCAAUAUAUAUACAUCUCAUGUGAAAAGGAGUCCUGAAAGAUUUGCCACUCUCCCAAAGUCCUUCGCCAUUCCACCAGAAACAAACGUUGAUAUUGAUCAUUCUGUACAACCAGAUGUGACAAGACUUCAAUCUGAUGGCGACACUUGUAAUGUUGAAGUCAAUGGGGAUGUGCCAGAAAUCCAGAAGAGUGGCAAACCUGUGACACGCAGUCAUACUUUUUCAGAGUCUUCUCCGACAAAGGAUUCUGGUAAACUGGUUCCACAUCGAAAAGCCCCUCCGGCUCCCCUACCCAAACCAAAGAUAACUGCAACUGCAUCAACUGCUACUUCGGAGAAAUCUUCUCCCCGAUUUUCCAAAAGGAGUUCAUCUGCAACUAACUCACCAUCAUUAAACAAGAGGCAGUCUUUCACAGGUUCAUUGUCUAAAUUAUUUACACCAAAUAAAAGUAAAACCUGGGGGCAGUUCAAAGAUGCACUCCCAUUCAAGCAAGGUUCAUUCAAGGGAAAUUCCGGCAGUAGUCGCUCCAAAUCAAAGUCUAGGAAACCACUGAAGGCUCUUUGGCCAUCAGCUACAUGUGACAACCCAGGGGAUAUUGGUAAUACGAUGAAGGAAGUGUCAGAUAAUGAUAGCAACACAGAGAAAGUUGGUCGGGGCAUCUUUCAGAGGUCUGAGUCAGUGGAGUUCUGCACAAAACCAGAUUACAGCUUGGAAGUACGAGCCAGGUCUUUCUCAAUGAACAUGAUGAAAAGCAAUAGCGAGGAUUCAACUUCGGAGUCUGAUAUGGAAACUCCAAAGGGAUCGCCUGACCUCAGACAGGGUGGUACCCUAAAGGGACGUCCAUCAUCUUUGAUAAGCCUGACUGACAGCUACCCUCCACCUUUCUACCAUCCCAGGAGACCGCCUCCACCUAGACCCUCCAAUCCUCCCGUCCUCAAGGCAGCAAGUCUGAGCAAACUUUCAACCAAAAUGUACAUCCAGACUGGACCGAUCUCACCAAUACCAGCUUCCUCUCCUGUUACAUCCCCCGAGCCUGUACCGAGUCCUGAUAGCUGCUGUGAUACAGACACUGAAGUCUCGUCUCCAACACCACCUCCCCUGCCAAUGACAAACCCUCCAGACUUCCCCAAAGCGGAAGAGAACAGUUCAGACGUUGAUAAUCAGUACUGCAAUGGGAAUAACAAUGAGAACUUUAUAAUGGAUAUCGAAAGCAGAGACUACUCUGGGGAACUGGCCAUCAGCCGGGCCAUUCAGGACAUUGAACUUCUUGCUGAUGACAUGAGGGACAGCAUCUCCAGAGUGGAGUGUCAGCCAAAUGCACGGCAGUUCCGACAGUCAAAGGACAGCCUGUUGUCAGAGGUGCGGGAGUUCACCAGCAACACCAAAAUGGUGGUGAGUGCAGCAGGUCAGCCGGGACAGCAGCUCAAGGACUGUACCAACAGCAGCAUGCACACCUUGGCUAGGCUAUGCUCCGCUACUCAGGCCUCCAUGGACGUGAUGUCUUCGCCUUCCCAAGCAAAGAACCUUGGCAAAAAGGUGGAAGACGUGGCCAGGAAUUUUGCCGCUACCCUUGCAGCAGCCAGCGAGGCUCAUGGGAAGCCUCUGAGUGAUCCCAGGAUGCAACAGCUGCUCCGAAAAGCCCAGACGAUGGCCGCUCUGCUAUCCGCCCUCAUGAGAAGUCUGCGAAUGCUUCAACACUGACAGCAGCACAAGUGGGGGAGUGUUUUCAUGAAAAGUUUGUCAGUGAUUUUCACCGACUAAUUUGCUCUUAGCCAAUCAGAUUCAAGGAUUUGCAGUAGAUUUUUCCAUGAAAUGCUCCCCCCCCCUCCCCCCCCCCGAUGUUGUUGGAAAUCUCUGUUGCAUCAUGGACCUAUUAUCCAUGGUGGCAUCAAAAUUUAAUUCUGUAUAAUCUCCCAUGUCUGAUAAUUUCAUUUGUCCUAGAAAAGUUGGAUUAUAAAAGAUUAUCAUCCAACAUUUCUAUUUUUAAAGAGAAUGGUUUUUAUGAGCAGUUGUUCUUUGAGAAAGGUGCUGUUUCUUUUAUUUCGUUUUUUUUUUUUCACCCUUAACAUUUCUUUCUUUUAAAAGAAAAUCUGUAUUCACAUUACUGAGUCACUUUUAUUCAGAUUAUUAUUUGGAUGCAGAUUAAUUUUGAUAUUAUGAGUCCUAUUCUUACAAAUGUGUUUUAAAGUAGAUGGUCUUUUAAAGAAAUGGUCUUUAUGAACAGCUGUUCUUUCAAAAUUGGUGCUUUUGCCUCUUAUUUCUGAUUGCAUUUUUUUUUUACUUCACAGUGUAUCUUUCUUUUAAAAGAAAUUCCUUUUUCAGAAUACUACGUCACUGUUAUUCAGUAUAUGAUUUGGGUGCUGGCUUUUGUUUUUUUAUAACUAUUAUCUUUUAGAUCAUGUUUUACAAUAACUUCAAGUUAAUGAUCUUCUUGGUCAUUGGCUGUUUAUUCAGUCACAAAACAUUGUGUACAGAAAUAGAUUUAGAGUUUUUAUUUUUGACGUGUAAGGUUUGUGUAGAUAAAGGAUAAAACAUAUUUUGAAUAUCGAGAAAAAUCAUUGAGAUUCCUAGUAAACAGUUACCCAGCGCUGGACGCUUUUCAAGCAUACUUCAAUUCCGAUUUGCACGAUUCAAGUUAGCAUUUCUUAUUUGUUGAGCAAAUAAGACCUAGACAUGGCGUCCCCUAUACGAGGCAAGAUAUUCUAUCAUUGUUUAGUGAUCAGCCUCAACAGGGCAAGCACUCGUAUGGGACGUAUGACAUUGUCCCAUGUAUUUAUUUUCUCGUAAGUUGACUGGCAGGUUUUACUUGUUUAGUCUACUCUGCAGCCACCUCUUAAGAGUGAUAGAGGCUGGGUAGAAUGGUUAAGCUUGAUAGGGUAAUUUAUUGUCACUGGAAGUUCAUGAUUUGAAAUGGAUUUGGAAUGCAAAGGCAUUACCAGUGAAAUCUUUGCGAUAAUGGUUACAAACACCCUUAUUUUCAGAUGAAAAAUGAAAGGUCACAAGAAAGGAUAAGUUAAAAUACUUAAGUUUAGUAAAAGGAAAUCCAGUGUCCGGGGUAAUAAUAUAUCUGUAGAGUGCUUAGAAACUUUUUUUCCAAUGUGAUAAGUGCUAUGUAAAAACUGAAAAUUCUUUUCAUUAUCAUUAAUAUAGUAGAAACGUAAAUAUAAAAACAAUCAUGUUUACAAUUAGAAUGCUUUCAAAUGAUUAAGUAUAUUGCAGUCAAGGCAGCAUACACUAAUGCCCUUUGACCUCUGACCUGGUAUCAGUGGUUUAGAAUCACUAAUGAUGGUCGUGAGGUAGAGAUGUUUCCUACUGAAUAUUAGGUCAUUGGUUCAAUACUGCGAUGGUGCGCUGACCGAUAUCGAAACGCCUUAGAAAAGGAAUGUUUACAAUUUAGAAUAGUUUCAAAUAAUUAUAUUUAUUGAGAUCCAGACGGCAUAGGUUUGCGCCCUCACCUGUACGGAAAAGAAACUCGGUGUCAGAGCAACGUUUUGUCUACAUUCAUGAUGGAUGAAACAAAAUUGCUCGUAAAUUAAGUCACUUCUUGAAAAUGCUGCUUUGGUAAUAUGUUGCAUCAAGACGAUAAAUUUGGCAAAUAGGUUUUUAAUCAAAUUUAGAUAAAAAGAUUAGUCAGAAGAAGCCAUUGUUCUCCUAUUUUUCCUAUUGUCAUGUGUCAUGUGCUGGAUUUUUCAUAACUGUUGAAGAAAAAAUCACAUUUUUUUUCUCACAAGAUAUUUAUUUCAUUAUAAUGGGUCAACAUGCAGACAUAUCAAUAUCAUAGUGAUAAUUCUAACAUUUCAAAUAAGUCAUAAUGUUUUUCUAUCAACUUAAAAAAAAUAGACAGUAUAUCAUAUAAAUAGGAGAAAUUGUAGCUAGACAUAUCUUUCAUUCAAGUUACAGAUCGCACUUUAUUUGUGUACCUUGACUUUCAUUCUUGUUUUGUUGCAUGCAUUCUUUGAUGUGAUAAAUUUAUUCCUUCAAAAUUUCUAUGUGGCAUUUUCACCUUGGAAAAUUAUUUUCUCUCUUCAAAGUUCAGCACCUUGGAUACUGUAUUUAUCAUCAAUGUGUGUUUUUUUUUGCCCCCCAUAUUUGCAUGCCUUCAUUUCAGAAAUCAUAAGACACAUAAUAUAGUUCAUUGUUAGUUUUAUUUGAAUUUAUUAGUUCUCAUUAAAUAUAUUGAAUUUUAUUAUGUAACAUAUUGCAGAGCCAAAGCCUUACUUUAUUUGAAUUCCCUGUGAAUAUGUUUUUGAUUGAUUUUUACCCAAUAGGCUGCGAGUUAUUUGCUUCUAGGCUGCUUUUCAAACACUUACGUGCAAGAUUUCCUAUGUACAUUUACCCAUAAAAAGUGCAAGUCUUUUUCUAUUUAUUUCUAGAAAUGUAGAGCUUAUUUUUAUAUGUUAAUUUCUCUUUUUAUAAUCAUCUUUUCAGAUUGUUUAGAAUGAUCUGGAUGUUUGUGAUUAGCAAGCGCAUACCAAAUUAUUUAAAGGGGAAACUUACCCUGGCAAGACUAUUCAUUAUGAGGUUCAGAUGGUUUUCAAAAAAUAAUGUAAGCUUUAAGUGUGCACAAAUGUUAUGUUUCUUACAAAAUACAGAAUUUGGAAUCAUCAUGAACAUGCAUUUUUUUAUCAAAACCAAAACUGAACAAGUUUUGCAUAUGUACAUGCAUUUCUAUUCAAAAUCAAAAUGGAAUAGUUUUGCAUACAAAUGUAAUAUAUUGAAGCCAUGGUCACAUCAUUCAUUACUCUGUAAAAGAGAUGCAUUCAGCCAUGUCAUUUAUUUAUGUUUUCAGGGGUGCUAGUUUUGGUGAGUGUUUUUACAGCAUUUGUUUAAUUUUUAAUGCAUGAUCAUGUAUUACAUUACUACUAAAUAAUGUGUGAUUACAGAGUUUUGAAAUGUAACUGACCAAAUCUGGCCAAAUUGACCCAUUCUUGUAUGAAAUACCAUGAAUUCAAAAUGACCGAAUGAAAUAAAAGAUUAAUAAGAGUGAGUACUUUUUUUCUUUUAGAUAGGGUUGUUAUAUACUCCUAGCUUUAUAGUUUUAUCUUGGUGUUACUGGUUUAUGAUUUGAAAAAUACACUUUGAAUUAUGUACAAUGACUUCAGUUGCAACUUUUAUUUUGAACGAUAUUAUGUUUUAGUCCUAACGGCUGAAACAAAGCAUGGUUUGGCUUGCUCAAAUGCAAUAUUCUUUUUUUAUUAUCUUAAAAUAUUUUGGUGGAUCAGCAAAUGAAUUUCCUCAAUUUUUGUAAAAUCCUCCAUUUGGGGGAUGUCUGCUAUUAUUUAGAUUUCUGUAAAUUGGAAUAUUGAAUAUCAGAGAUGAGUCGUAAAUAUGAAUUUCAGUUAUUGUACAAAUCAAAUAUUAUGCCUGUAUAAAUUUGCUGUGAUAUGUUAAUGUUGUGUUUGCUCAAAUUGUAUUCUGUAUUUAGAUUUGCAUUGUGUCUUAUCUGUAAAUUUUGUUUGAGUGUAUCCAGCAAAAGGCUGAAAUUUUUUGUUCUGUUAAUGAUAAAGUGAUUAUUAUGUUGUUGGAAUUCAAAAUGAAAUAUUACGUCAAGAUGAAAUAUUGCUGAUAUGGCAUGUGUUGUUGCAUGGGGUAAGGUCACAAAUUUGAUACUUAAUGCAUUGCAAUUGACCUUUCUUUAUAAUUCUCCCCCUCGAGCACAACAUUUAAUUCAGAUUUCAUGGUGCAUUGGGUUAAAUUUAGGUUGAGGUAUGUCAAUACACAUUAGCAUUGGCUUCAGGGUUAAGAAUAAUUCUAUUUUAAGAAAUUAUCCUAGGAGUAUUUUUUAAUACCAGAACAACCAUUUUUUCUGAAUAAAGUCCAAGAAUAUAUACUCUAUUGCCAAUCAUAGGGGGGGGGGGUUAUCAGGGGGAAUGGUGCUCAAAUUUUUACCCCCUAGUUUUGGUCAAAUCCUUUCAAUUUAAACUCCCUAGAUUGUUAUAGAUUGGCAAGUGUGAACAGAUAUGGAGAGUGCCAGAAAGAAGGUCCAGCUUGCCAAAUCGAAAUCCUAUCCAGUCAUUGAUAGUCAGGGCUUAGAUUGUAUUCCAUGCAAUCAAGCUGGCUUGUUGUGUAAAUGUGAAAUCAAAUGCAUUCUGUGUGAAUUCUGCAUAAAUUCUCGUCCGUUGAUAAAAGCUGUAAUUCAUGGAAACUUUGAGAGGCUUUUUGGAUUACAUCAUUAACAUCAAAAUUUAUUCAUGUACAAACAUAUAGACAGAUUUAUCCUUUCAGAUAUGUGAGUGUUGGCAUUUCUGUUGUACUCACAUAUACAUAAAUUAAACCAAAAUGAGAAGAUAAACGACAUUGAUGAAAAUAUCCUUAUAUAAUAUCAUCUCCAUUUACAUUAAUCACUUCCAGUAUUCCUAACACAUCGGCCUGAAAGAAAGAAAAAAGUAAAUUUAUCAUAUAAAUCUAAUAAAUUAAUUAUUUCCCCCUCUGUCUCUUUGCUUUAAUAUAGGCCGUUCUGAUGAGAAGGGGGAUAUUCCAGGGAUAACCCCAUUGCCAUUCCUUUUUUCCACAGAGUAUGCUAGAGUUUCACUCGGAUGGUGUGGUAUCUUUCUUAAAAACAUUCUUUUAGAGCGAAAGCUCAACAUUGUAAAAUGGCAUAGUAGGUGUGUAAAAUAUAUUUUUAUAUGAGAAGGUUCAUGCUGUACAAAUAGUAUGCUAGGUUCCUGGUUAAAACUGUGUGAUACAAUAUAAAUAUCAAGAGAAAUUCAAGUUCUUUUGUGUUCAAAUGGGUCUUUCUUGUACUACUACAUUUAAGCAUUGUAAGCUAUCUUGUGAUAGACAGUGUUUGUAAAUUGCAGAUUAUGUGUGUAUAAGAUACAUGUAUACUUAUUUAAUGUUUUGUUGCUUGUGUGCCUUCGGUAAUAUUGUAUGUAUAGAGGCUAUUCCGUCCAGGGUUUGUGCUGUAACAUUUUUAGACAAAAAAUUGAAGAUAUUCAGAAGGAAUUGUAGUCGGAUUUAGGAGAGUAUUGCAUAAUUUUGUAGCAAAUAGUGUCGUUGUCACAGUGAUCAUGGCUAUUCAGUCUGUCAUCAUGUGGCUACUUGUUUCACUUGUAGAUUAAUUUUGUGUUUGCUAUGAUGAAGAUUUAAUAUGUUGGAGAACAGAGUUUUUAGGCUGUAGAGUAUAGCUAGAAUGAAGUAUUUUCACUUAUGUGUGGUAAUCAAAUGCUCACCAGCUAGCAUAUGUGAUACUGUAAAACUAUAAUGGCCAUUAUUCUUUAUGUCACAUUCCUAUAUGAUACCAUAAAAAUUUGUGUUAAUUAAUAUCCGUAAUUAAGGAAGGAAGUCUGCCACAAGGCAGUUUAAGAUUUGAAACCAAAUUUUGUCGACAUUCCAAGAUCACAUCGAAACUUGCUAUCAUUAAUUCUUACUUUUCAUUUUCAAAAUCAUUAUUGAACAGUUACUAACAAAACUUCUAUGGCUAAGUGUGUUUUUUCCAAAUAUUUUUACAUUUUUAAGCAGUGGUUUUGAUCCUCAAAUUUUGCAAAGCCUGCUAUGAUAUGUAUAUAAUUUAAGCAGAGAAAAUCAUGUUGAAGUAAACAAGUCUUUUUUAUAUAAUAAAUGGUAAAAUCAUCUCAA
Messenger RNA from Lytechinus pictus (painted urchin), 14235 nucleotides. RefSeq lists its product as uncharacterized. Gene Ontology annotation, cellular component: cytoskeleton. Gene Ontology annotation, molecular function: protein binding. The record is from RefSeq and is a predicted model, not a curated record. The transcript is spliced from 17 exons. Gene Ontology annotation, biological process: signal transduction. NCBI's taxonomy places the organism in Eukaryota, Metazoa, Echinodermata, Echinoidea, Temnopleuroida, Toxopneustidae. Bases 1798 to 8358 code for a protein of 2186 amino acids.